Messenger RNA from Rotaria sp. Silwood1, 918 nucleotides. The record is from the annotation of a GenBank genome assembly. NCBI's taxonomy places the organism in Eukaryota, Metazoa, Rotifera, Eurotatoria, Philodinida, Philodinidae.
AUGCUUGGAAAAUCUAAUGAAACAUUAUCACAAGCCAGAGAUUCAUUUUAUGAUGAUGAUGAUGAUGAAAAUUCAACAGUACCAGCAACACCAGUUAUAUCAUCAAUACGUAUAGUAACGUCUAAACCACCUAUUCAUCGUCAACAAAGUCAAAGUAAUAGUUCAUCUUCACCAUCAUCAUGUUCUUCUGAUCAUGAUGUAACAGAUGUAUCAUCACUUGGUGGUGAACAUCAUCAAAUACAACAAAAACAAAAACAUGAAGAUCAUCGACGAAAAUCAGAUCAUGAUCAACAUCAUCCAUUUCAUCUUCAAUCAAUGAGACAUGUUUUAUUAGGUUCAUCAGUUCCAACUAGUCGUCCACCAACUCCUGUACAUCCUCAAGAAGAAUUAAAUAAAAAACAUGUUCGAAUUAUUACUGAUGAAACAGAUAAAAAACAUCAUCAUCAUCAUCAUCAUCAUCAACAGCCUUAUAUUCAUGGUCAUACAAAAGAUUAUCGUCGAGUUCGUUUAACAUCAUCAGCAAUUAAUCGUCAAAAACAACAACAAAAAAUUGAACGUGAAAAUUUGAAAAUCUUAGAACGUCUUCAACAUACUCGUCCAACACGUUCUCUUAAACGUGAUGAACUUCUAUCUCAUUAUGAUCGUCAAAUGGGUUAUGUAUCAUAUCCACCAUCACCAAUACCAUCACAGAUUCAUCUUAAUAGUCGACCAUCAAGUGCCACGAUAAUGUCUUCGACAUUUUCUACAUCAGGAAGAAAAUCAAAUAAUCAAAGUCGACCUUCUUCUGCUUCACAUGCAAUGAAUAGUAAUAAUGUACGUUCUCGUCCAGCAUCAGCUUCAACAUCAAUACAUGGUAGUAGUCGUUCAUCAUCAGCACGACGACCAAUAUGGAAUGAUCGUUGGCAACGACAUGAAUGA